GAUGCUUGUCUGUGAGCUGAGGCAGUUCUGGCUGGCAGAGCAGUCUGGAGGCGGUCCAGGGUGCUGUGGAGGCAGGAGACUCUCCAGGUUUGAAACAAAGACCUCGUGGGCAGCUCCCCUGAGCCCAGGCCGACAGGAUGGUGGUGUAGUCCGAGUGAGGCCACAGGCAGGAUGGCUGCUGCUGAGAGGAGCCCCCUGUGACUUGGACCACCAGCUGCAGCUCUGUCUCUUGAAGAUGAAGUGGCCCAGGUGAAGCUAGGCCAGGCCCCAUGGCCAGCUCAGGGACAGAAGCACACUGGGCUGGGCCAAGCCUGGGGCAAGAACCCCGGAGGCAGCGCUGGGCUUGGGCUGAGGAAAAAGACGCAGAGGGAGGCAGUGACCAGGGCUGGGGAAACAAGCCGUCCCUUCCUAAAGCCCCCAGCCCUGAGCUUCUGGAAGACUUCCGCCGAGCACAGGAGCACCCGCCACCCCUGGAGUGGGCCCCAGACACGCAGGAAUCUGAAGAGUCUUCUGGAGAAGAGACUGAAGCUGAGGAUGUGAGCAGCCCAGAGGAUUCCACUUUGCCUCCUCCCUGGCUCUCCAAACACAAUCAGCAGCUGGACCUGUCUGAAGAGGAACUGUAUGAGGACCCUAAAAGACCUGAGGCGGAGUUAUCUGAAGAGAGUUGCUCGGAGCUGGAGUGUGAAGACCCAGGAGAUUCCAGCCCUGUGGCUCCAGAGCAGGGGCCAGCUGGAGGCUGGGAGGCUUCUAUCAAGCAAGGCAGUAAACACAGACCUUCUGAGCACCCCACAGCCCAUCCGUCUGUUGAACACAGCCAUGUAAAGUCCUGGAGCAGUGGGACUGUGAGUCUCGGUCAGCCUAGUGACAGCCUUGAUUCUACCUGGGAAGGAGACACUGAUGUCCCCCAACCUGACCUGCUGGCCAAAGCCCCGUCACCAAGUCCAUGCCAUAACCUCCCUCAGCCAGAUGACAGGAAUGAAGAUGGCGUUGCUCUGGCAACACCCACGGAAUUCCAGGACUCCUUAGCAGCACUGGCCCGGAAUCCUCCGUGCUCUGCAGGCACAUGGGGGCGAGAAACCACCAGCCUGCCCAGCCCUCGGCCUGAGGACCGAACCUGGAAGAGAACUAAGACCUCACCGAAGGCACUGCCCUCCCGAUUUACUGGCUCUAUGAGCCCCCCGAGUGCUCGGCGUGGGGCAGUAAAGAAAACUGUGUCACAGCACAGUCAGGGAGUCACUCUGACUGACCACUCUUCCUCAGAUGCCCCCAAGUAUGGCCGGGGGCGCCUGAACUACCCACUCCCUGACUUCUCCAAGGUGGGACCCCGGGUGAAGUUUCCCAGAGAUGAGAACUACCGACCCCCCAAGUCCAGAAACAAGAACAGGCAACAAGGUCCUACCAGACCCCUAAUCUUCAAGUCACCAGCUGAAAUUGUUCGAGAUGUACUGAUGAGCAGUGGAGACAGAUCCCUGGCCAAUGACCCUUCUCUUGCCCACUCCAUCACCAGGGUGCCCCAGGAGUUCCAGACACCCGAACAAGCCACUGAGCUGGUUCAUCAGCUGCAGGAGGACUAUCACAAGCUCCUUACCAAGUACGCGGAGGCUGAGAACACUAUCGAUCAGCUUCGCCUCGGGGCCAAGGUACACCUGUAUUCAGACCCGCCUCAGCCCAGUCAGAGCAUCUGCUCUGGGUCGAUGUCACAAGGAAGCAAGGUCUUGUCCUUCUCUAUCCCACAACCCAGAUCAGCAGAAUGGGGGCCUGGGCCUGCGCAGAACCCACAGGCCUCUGAGGCCACAGGGUGGCAGUCUCCACGAGCAGACCUGAGUCCUUCCUCGUCCCCCAGCAUGGCCACUCCAGGGUGGCUUCCUCGGAAUCAGGGCAUUGUCACAGACCAGCCUGCCACAGGACAGGGCCAGGCACUGACCUCUCAGGCCAGCCGGCUCCUAGCAAAGGUGGAAUCCUUCAAGGAACUGGUACUGGCCGGACAUCUCCCACCCCAGGACCAAAUCAAGAGCUUGGAGCAGCUGCGGGCAGCCCAUGCGGCCCUUGAGGCAGACUACCUUCAGGCCUGCAGAGAGCGGCACCCGAACCCAAAGCUUAACACCUCCAGGGGUAGUCCCAGGACCCUCAAUCUCUGCAGGGAACUAGAGGCAGAGAUAUGCCAGCUGGGACGGCACCUGGAAGAGCUGCAGAACCAUAUGGACCAGACCCAAAGAGAGCCCAAAUCAUGUAGGCCAGACCUGCAGGCCUGCACUCCCACCAUGCCCUUCCCGUCCUGGCCAGCUCAUCUCCCCAUGCCUUCAGGACCAGUCUCCUUGCCAGCUGUCCACACCAACCAUGAGCCUGCCACCACUGCCACCUCCCCAGGGAGCUCUUCCAUACUCCCCAUGAACAAGGAGGUGAACCUGGGCAGCAUCACGGCAGAAGAAAGUUCGAGGGACCUCCCAACACCACUCAGGGACAGGGAGUUUCACAUGGAGCAGGACUUCCAUGGCCUUCUGGAGCGAUACCUCAGUGUGAAGUCCGUCCCAGAAGCCUUGCAGGUGGAAGAUGAGGAGGACCUGGAGGAGGAGGAGCAGGAUGACCACGGUACCUUGGAAGCUGAUAGUUCAGCCAGAGCUUCAAAGAAAGCAGAAGCCACAAGGGUACCAGCAGAACAACGCCCAGCUCAGGCUGAAGAAGGCCAUAGGGCUGCCGUCCAGGAGGAAGAGGGACAGGUAGUAUCCAUGAAGCCACCAAGCUUCCAGACAUCCAUGACCCGAGACAGGUAUACUCCAGGCAUGGAUCCAGCUGAAGGGUCUCCACGGGGCACCAGACCCGGAGCAUCACACCAGAGCAGUCUAACCAGCCUGGAGGAGUGCGGACCCACAGAGCGCCUUCCUCGGAAAGCUCUGCCUCGGGCUGGCGGCUCCCACACUGAGGAACCCUGGAUGGUGUCACCAGAGACAGACAGUGGCUUCGUGGGCUCGGAAACCAGCAUAGUGUCCCCCUUCACCCAGACCCCAGAGCACCGGCUCUCCCAUAUCGGCACUCCAGGGACAUCAGCCCAGCACCUCACUGCCUCUGUGCCUGGUGAUGGAGCCUCCCGUUUCAAGGCCAGGGGUUCUGUGGUUCCCCGAAGAUCCCCAGAGACCGAGCCUGGCACACCCAGAAGCCGAACCCAGCAGCAUAUCUCCAGCCUGAACAGCUCUCUCCAGCAAGGAGCACACAGCUACCAGCAGGAACAAGCACCCGCAGCUAAAAUGCGACUUCCCAGGUCUGAGUUCAAGAGACAGAAGCAGAUUUCCAAACAGCAACUUCGUAGUGGGGCAACCAGCCCAGCCUCUGCUCCAGCCCUCACAGCUGCUUCUGUGCCCCACGGAGCAGCCGCGAGCACUGCCAACCUCCUCCUCACCAGGACAGAGCGCGACCAGGCCAUCAGGGAUCUCCAGGCAGAGGUGUCCCGGCUCCGCCUACAGUUGGAGGACAGCCUGCAUAGGCCACACCCAGGCAACCCAGCUCCCUUAGCUUCUGCUUUCAACCACUCCGCCCAGACCCAGGACAAGCUGGUGGAUUCCUCUCCCUCCUGGGGCUCCCGCUAUGGCAGUAAAUCCACAGAGAGGUUGUCUGCUGAGCCCAAUGGUACAGAACCAGGUGGGCCGACAGGAAGACGGCGAGCCAGGUCCUCCUCUGUGCCUCGGGAUGUGCCCAGACUGUUCCUGAGCUCAGAAUUUAAAUCGCUGUCCCCUGGGUUGUCAUCUGAGAAGAGCAGGACCUCUGAGGAGUCUCCCCAGGCUGCACAGGAGGGGACAAGAUCAGUAGGAAGCAUGAGGCAGAAGGAAAGAGUCUCCUUCCGGGGCCAAUACACAGGUGAGCCUUGUGCACGCUUGGCACGUGUCAACCACGGAGCCCCGCCCUCGGCCCUUGGUUUAUUUUUAGCUUGUUUACACCGUGAGCUGCUAGCAUGUGGCCGGUGCCUACUUACACCGUCCUGGUCUCUGUUUGUGUUGUCCUCUGACAUCCAGCCUUUCCAGACAUCUCUCUCUUCGCUUCCAGGCAGUGCUGCCUCUAGAGAGCCGCCGGAACCAUCCACAGUUGAUGCCCUCCGCUGUCCUCUGUGUGGUACAGUCAGGUCCACUGCAGAAGUAGAUGGCCCCAGCUCAGCCUGCUCUAAGAAGGACACCCCAAGGAAAACUGCAUCUUCCACCCCCAGUCCCAAGCUGAAGAACAGGCAGUUGGGCUCACCUGUACAACCGCUUCCCGGACUCUGGUACCUGGCUGCUGCACCCUCAGCCCCAACCCCACCAGCCUUGGCCUACAUCUCCUCAGCCCCCAUCAUGCCGUACCCACCACCCACUGUAUACUAUGCAACCCCAGCACCUACCUCAGCCCGGUCAGCCUCCCCGCCUGCCCAGGGACGUCGGGGAAUCUGGCACUCUGUCCACCUGGGUCUGAAUGACCUGGAAGAGCUUCAGGAAGCACUCAACGAGGCGGCGCAGGCUGCUGAGAAUGUGCGCGCCACCACCCGGCAGCUGAGCAGGUCCCUGUCUGCGGACCUGCGCCACGCCAGUAGCCUGUGAGGCUCUUGCCUCUUCUGACUCCCUGGAGACUCCAACCGAGGAGGCAGGCAACCUCUGUUGCCCCCUAGUCAAGUCUCCUGGAGCCAUUGAUGGCUGGAAAACGCCAUGCCCCCUCCCCAGGAGCGCCACCAGCCUGCUCCACGUAGCAUGUUUAAAAUGGAGAGACAUUAGCCUGGGCAGUAGUGGAUGGAAAUCCAGGGACCAGCUCUAACAGGUGUAGUGAUCAGGCUACCUCUGUCCAGGCAGAGCCUCUGAGACUCGUUACCAUCCCUUCUGCCCAUGCCCACCUAACAACGUGGAUCUUACAGGACAGAAUGUCUUUACACUGGGGAGCUACCUUGAGCUUGGAUCCUUCUCAGAAGGUCAGCGAGGACAAGGAAAGCCUAGGGUCGCUGCAGUGUUCCUGUCCCUGCCUGUAAUCGCCACGCUGAGGCAGGGAGACCCUGGCUAGGGAUAUUCAUCCUAAGUAGCCUGUGGACAGAGAGUACUUGGGGACCUGUGGAAUGUCUUGGGAUAGAGGCCUCUGGUGACACAUGUCCAGAUCUUCUGUGAUUACAGAAGUUUCCUCCAUGAGCCCACAAAGCAGAGGCUACCCAUGUAGGGCCAGAAACAGUCGCCAGCCUCAGACCUUCCCGCGACCUGCCAGGCCCUGGCUGAGGCUGAGAAACCUUCCCCAUCCCAUAACAGGGUGAUCUUAGCAUUUCUGAAAUGUGUGUUUUUCACAGAUUGUUUAUAUAUUUGAGGCAUUUAAAAAUCUAUUUUCGUUAUUAAAGCAAAUGAAGGAAAAUGAAUAAUGGUCUUAAGAAAGGGAAAAGAAAUUCCCAAA
Molecule: messenger RNA, 5385 nt
Organism: Microtus ochrogaster (prairie vole)
Lineage: Eukaryota; Metazoa; Chordata; Mammalia; Rodentia; Cricetidae
Gene: Akna
Product: AT-hook transcription factor
Exons: 21
Coding region: 270-4559 (1429 amino acids)
Biological process (GO): epithelial to mesenchymal transition; neuroblast delamination; neuroblast division in subventricular zone
Cellular component (GO): centrosome
Source: RefSeq, a predicted model, not a curated record